AUGGUGGCCGAUUAUACGAAUAGCUUUGCUAUCAAAAAAGUCACAGAGUCGGACGCAGCAUCUAAAGCUGCACGGAUUCGCCAGUGGAAACCUACAUCCGCAGCAGAGAUGAAACGAUUUUUCGGCUUGAUUAUUUUCAUGGGGUUCGUAAAAUUACCCAAAAUAUCCUACUACUGGUCAAAAGAUGCUGUACUUGGACAGAAUUUUCCUCGAACAAUAAUGAGUCGAAACCGAUUUGAGCUGAUGUUGCAAAUGCUGCACUUUUCUCAGCAAGACGAAGACAAUAAAUCUAAUAGAUUACACAGGAUUGAGAAAUUGCUCGAAGAUAUGAACAGGAACUUCCAAAAAAACUACACCCCUUCCGAAGAGAUCUGCAUAGAUGAAUGCGUGGUGCCUUUUCGCGGACGAAUAACUUUUCGACAAUACAAUAAACAAUAA
Molecule: messenger RNA, 438 nt
Organism: Parnassius mnemosyne (clouded apollo)
Lineage: Eukaryota; Metazoa; Arthropoda; Insecta; Lepidoptera; Papilionidae
Source: the annotation of a GenBank genome assembly